Messenger RNA from Lolium rigidum, 963 nucleotides. RefSeq names its product indole-3-glycerol phosphate synthase, chloroplastic-like. NCBI's taxonomy places the organism in Eukaryota, Viridiplantae, Streptophyta, Magnoliopsida, Poales, Poaceae. Gene Ontology annotation, biological process: L-tryptophan biosynthetic process. The transcript has 9 exons. The record is from RefSeq and is a predicted model, not a curated record. Gene Ontology annotation, molecular function: phosphoribosylanthranilate isomerase activity; indole-3-glycerol-phosphate synthase activity. The coding region runs from base 169 to 960 and encodes 263 amino acids.
GCCGCUAGCAUCGAGGGGCUCGACGGGAUAAAGAUCCGGAGGCGCCCUGUCACGGGCCCGUCCGUGCACCACGUGGGCCCGUUCCAGUUCCGCCUCGAGAACGAGGGCAACACCCCGCGCAACAUCCUCGAGAAGAUCGUAUGGGACAAGGACGUCGAGGUUUGGCAGAUGAAGGAGAAAAUGCCGCUGUACAGGCUGCUAGGUCCGCUGGGCACUGCGCCUCCCGCGAGGGACUUUGUCGCGGCGCUGAGAGCGUCGUACGAUCGGACUGCUCUGCCUGCCUUGAUCGCGGAGGUCAAGAAGGCUUCGCCCAGCCGAGGGGUUCUUAGGGAGAAUUUCGACCCGGUUGAGAUUGCUCAAGCAUACGAGAAAAAUGGAGCAGCAUGCUUAAGUGUUCUUACAGAUAGAAAGUACUUUCAGGGAAGCUUUGAAAACUUGGAGGCUAUACGCAAUGCUGGAGUAAAGUGUCCUCUUCUGUGCAAAGAGUUCAUCAUCGAUGCCUGGCAACUUUACUAUGCACGGUCGAAAGGAGCGGAUGCUGUUCUUCUGAUUGCUGCUGUGUUACCUGAUCGCGACAUCAAUUAUAUGCUGAAAAUAUGCAAAAAACUUGGCUUGGCUGCUCUAGUUGAGGUGCAUGAUGAAAGGGAAAUGGACCGUGUUCUAGGGAUAGAUGGCAUUCAGCUCAUUGGCAUCAAUAAUCGUAAUCUUGAGACUUUUGAAGUUGAUAUCUCAAACACCAAAAAGCUUUUGGAGGGUGAACGAGGACAACUUAUAGCCCAGAAGGACAUAAUUGUUGUGGGGGAAUCUGGACUGUUCACUCCUGACCAUAUUUCAUUCGUUCAGAAUGCUGGGGUCAAAGCGGUCCUAGUCGGGGAGUCCCUCAUCAAGCAGGAGGAUCCUGGGAAAGCAAUCGCUGGGCUCUUUGGUGAAGACAUCUCACCUGUGAGUAGCGCUGUGUAAAUA